GAAGAAAAGUAGGCAGGAUUCGCGAUUCUCCCCACAAGAAGAGAAGACGACUUUUUUACUUUUUCGGUGCGUGUGUGGUUUCGUUUCUAGAAGAAAAAGAAAAAUAGCCUCCUGGGCCAAGUUUCGGUGUUAUCGGUUUCGUGUUCUCGCGUCGCGGAAAGAAAAGUGAAAAACGUGCGUAAUUUCGGCGGGUUUUUGGAAAACGGCGCGCGCGGUUCAAAUGUCCGGUUCGGGAAACAUCCGGCGAGGGAAAUAAAAUUCACGGUGUUGGUUCUGGCUGGCGCGGUAGGCGCUGAAAAAAGUCAACCACGAAGACCUCCAAGACGAAGACGAAAGGCAAAAAGAGCUAGCAUCUGUCCGGAUCGGAGAAAGGUCUUCCGGUGGUGGCCACUGGUCACAUUGUCCGCCGCGGUGCAUCAGCAGUGCCCAACCCUGCCCCAAGAAUUGCCACCAGCUGACGGCCUCGGAGGGCGACGAUGAAUAAUGCGCCGGCUUCGUCUGGCCGGGGGCGCGGAGGCAAACGCCAGCAGCAGUCUCUGUACAGCCCCGGCAGUGGCCCGCUGCGGAAAUCGGAAAACUCCGGCAGCAAUCGGUCGCUCAACUCGCUGGGUGACGGACCUGCCCCGACUUCGGGGCGCGAUCGGGACCGUGACCGCGAUCGCGAUUGGGGCCCAAGCGACGGAUGGCGAUCGGUCAAUAAAAAGGAACGCAAUAACAAAAAGCAUGACUAUUACGAUCAGCAGCCGUCCCGGCCCCGAAACGAUGCCCCGCCAGGUUUCCGACAGGCUUCCGAACCUCGGGUCCUGUCAACCAAUCCGCCUAACGUCAACUACAAUCGGCCUCAGGAUCGUCUACGCAACGAGCGGGACACGCGAAGUGUCGAACCCAGCUUUGGGGGUCGCCUAGGCCCCAAGAAACCCAUGUUGCCUUUAAAUAUUGAGACCCUAGCACCUCGAUUGCAGCGUAAGAUCCUCCAGGAUCACGGUCUCCCGCUGGACUAUUUGGAGACCCUACGCAACGAGCAUCCUCCGCAGAGCUGGUCGCAUACGCUUCCCAUGUCACCUCGCUCGCGUCCGCCGGGAAUGCGAGGUGGCGGCCGGAAUCGAUACUCAGGGAACUACCAGCAGCCGGGAGGAUACCAGCAGGACUACCGGGCACGAACUCCGGUGGAUAUGCAGCGUCCCCGGAGCCGAUCGUCGGAUGUGGGAAAUGACCAGGGUGAUGUCCAUCAUCACCAGCAAGUGCAUCCACAGCAGCAGGACUUCGAUAGACCUCCGCGGCCCCACAGCAGGAACUCCAGCUGCGAUCCGAACGAUCGAUGGAACAGUAACUAUGGGCUUCCCCCGAGAGACGGCGGAGGCCGAGGGUAUGUCGAUGAACACAUCCCCGUUGGACCACCGCCCGGAUUCCGCAAGGACAGCAAUCGCAGCCGACAGUAUUCGGAAGGCGGCAAAAUCGAUGAGGACGAUGGCAGGAAAUCUGCCGGAAAAUUGGACUGGGCUGACGAUGUCGAGCGGGAAGCAAUGCAAGAGAAGACCACCCUCAACAACAAUAUCGGUCCGAAUACGGGCUCCAACAGCAGGAACAGACGUCGACAUCGGAGAAAUGGAAAUCGGAAAAAGCUAAAGGGAACAACCAAUUCCCGUUCCAGUAAUGACUUCUACGACGAAGGCGGUUUCAAGGUCCCCUAUCCGCCAGUGACAAAAGGAAGCGGAGGAAGCAGUGGCCGCAGCCGUCGCAAUUCACAGUCCUCCAACUUGAGUCGCGAGAAUAGCAUGGAUCGAGCGGGUUACGCAAGUGGCCAUCGUGGCGGCAGUCGUAGUGGGAAACAUUUUGGCAAUCGCGAAGGCAGUCAGGAUCGGUAUUACGAACGGGGCGACGGAGGAAGGUUCCAUAGGAAGAGCGCAGGUGGAGAUCGGUACAGCAAUAGUCGAGAUAACAGUAUGGACCGUGGCGGCAAUUGGCAGAGGGGUGGUGGAGUUCACUCCGAAAAUUGGCGAGGGGCGGGCGAUGGCAUCGAAAAGACGGACGUCAAAAUCGCCGAAAUGACGAAGCAAUUCGAGGAGCAAAUCGGAAUCCAGAAGGCUCCUGGAGUGUUGGUGCUUCCACCGAAAAUCCCCGCUUCAGGCAAUCUGCCACGGGAUGAUCAUCUCAGGGAAGAUAAUUCAGGAAAUGCACGGACGCUGUUCGAUCCCAAGAACCCCAACAAGCCAAUCAUGAUCACUCCGUCUCAAACUCGCAAUUACAAUCCUCCGGAGAACCUAGACGAACUAGGAUCCUCUACCGAACGCAAACGAAUUGCCAGCGGCAACCAACUCAGCAGCGCACGUCCACCCUGGUACGACACUAGCGCAACUCAAGCCAACCUACUCCGCAACAAAGAUCUGGUCCACCAGCUGGAAGCUGCCGAUAAUCGCCUUCAAGACUUGCUAUUCACCGGAAACCUAUUCCGCGAGUGGGACAUCUACGUCCAAAUCAGAACCGACCUGCAAAGACUGUUGGAAUCGUUCCUCCUGACCGAAAUGCGUUUCUCCCAGGACAUCAACAUCGAGCACCACUUUUGGAAGCUCCUGUACUACAACAUCAUAGAGCAGUUGCGCAAGCUCCUGGCGGAAGAUCCGGAUCAGAACAACCGAGCCUACUAUCGCGAAAAAGCCACGGAAAUCAUCGAAAACGGAGCGCAGUUCUUCGAACAGCUCCUUACCCUGCUGGAGGGCAAGUUCAAUUUUUGCCUGGAGAACUACAUCGGACCGAAUGCGGCCACCAACACCAAGGGGAUUAAGUGCGGCCUGGCGUUGGUUUCCGCCCAGAAGAUUUUCCUCUUUUUGGGUGACCUGGCACGCUACCGGGAGCAGGUCAACGAAUCGAACAAUUUCCGCAAGGCGAAACAGUGGUACGUGAAGGCUCAGCAGAUCAUGCCCAAGAAUGGUCGCCCAUACAAUCAACUGGCGCUGCUCUCCGUCUAUGCUAAACGCAAAAUUGACGCCGUGUACUUCUACAUGCGCAGUCUGAUGUCGUCGAAUCCGUUCGAAUCAGCCCGCGAAAGUCUGAUGGAUUUGUUCAACGAGACUAAGAAGAAGCAUAAGCUUUUGUACGAGAGCAGCCAGCGGAAGCGGGAGGAGAAGAACCGGGCCCGGCUCAAAGAAAAAGAGCACCGCUUCGAUGGGCACCUGCGGCGCGAAACGUGGAUCCAUCCGGAGGGUGGUUUCCGGGUGCACCGGACGGCGCCAUUGGAUCCGAUGGCCGGUCGGACCGGGGACACCAGCGAGGAAGAGGAAGAGGAACUGCGCCAGCUCGAUUCGAUCGAACUGAACAAGCGGUUCAUCGUGAGCUUCCUGCACGUGCUCGGGAAGCUGAUUACGAAAACCGGCAUGGAGUCGUUCACGCCCUGCGCCAUCCAGAUGCUGCGGGAGUUCCGGGCACUGAUCCAGCACUCGCCGAUCGCGGUCACCUCGCACCGGUUGCUGCAGCUGAUGUCGCUGAACAUGUUUGCGAUCGAGAUCACCAAGCUGAAAGGUAAGUGAGGAUUUUCUAUUUGC
This is a messenger RNA of Aedes aegypti (yellow fever mosquito), 3539 nucleotides long. RefSeq lists its product as uncharacterized. Bases 477 to 3524 code for a protein of 1015 amino acids. Gene Ontology annotation, biological process: nuclear-transcribed mRNA catabolic process, nonsense-mediated decay. Gene Ontology annotation, cellular component: telomerase holoenzyme complex. Gene Ontology annotation, molecular function: protein binding; telomeric repeat DNA binding; telomerase RNA binding. Lineage: Eukaryota; Metazoa; Arthropoda; Insecta; Diptera; Culicidae. The record is from RefSeq and is a predicted model, not a curated record. The transcript is spliced from 8 exons.